AUGAGCUGCCUUGGGGACGAGUCCUCUCAGGGGGGAGCUCCUCGGGGACGAGCUCUCAUGGGGAUGAGUGCUUCUCGGGGGGAGCCUCCGGGGGAGCUGCUUUGGGGGAGGAGCUCUGGGACGGGCUCAGGAGGCUGCUUGGGGGACGAGCCUCUCAGGGGAGGAGCUGCCUUGGGGGACGGAGCCUCUCUAGGGAGGGAGCUGCUUCGGGGGACGAGCCUCGGGGACGAGCCCUCAGGGGAGGGAGCUGCUCGGGGACGAGCCUCUCAGGGGAGGAGCUGCCUCGGGGGACGAGCCUCUCAGGGGAGGAGCUGCGUUGGGGACGAGCCUCUCAGGGGAGGAGCUGCCUUGGGGGCGGCCUUCAGGGGGCCUCUCAGGGGAGGAGCUGCUCGGGGGACGCCUCCAGGGGGAGGCCUCGGGGACGAGCCUCUCAGGGCCUCUCAGGGGCUGCUGGGGGACGAGCCUCUCAGGGGAGGAGCUGCCUCGGGGGACGAGCCUCUCAGGGGAGGAGCUGCCUCGGGGGACAACCCUCGAGGGAGCUCUCAGGGGCAGCCUCGGGGGAGAGCUCUCUCGGGGGAGGACCUUCAGGGGAGGAGCUGCCUCGGGGAGACAGGAGGCCUCUCAGGGGAGGAGCUGCCUCGCGGGAACGAGCCUCUCAGGCAUGACUGCCUGGGACAACCCUGA
Penaeus monodon (black tiger shrimp) is the source of this 684-nucleotide messenger RNA. Its product is annotated as loricrin-like. The record is from RefSeq and is a predicted model, not a curated record. The coding region runs from base 1 to 684 and encodes 227 amino acids. Lineage: Eukaryota; Metazoa; Arthropoda; Malacostraca; Decapoda; Penaeidae. The transcript has a single exon.